Entrophospora sp. SA101 is the source of this 588-nucleotide messenger RNA. The record is from the annotation of a GenBank genome assembly. Lineage: Eukaryota; Fungi; Glomeromycota; Glomeromycetes; Entrophosporales; Entrophosporaceae.
AUGAGAAAGAAAAGUCAAAACAGAAUUAUGGUUUGCAUAGGACUCAAUCUUAUUUUGGCUCAUAAAGAAGUUAAAGAAAAGAUGCUGGAAGAAAUUAACCAAGUAUUUGCCGAUGAUUCAAAACGUCCAAUGACAUAUGAAGAUUAUGAAAAAAUGGAAUAUUCUCAAGCUGUUGUCAAAGAAGCUUUAAGAUAUCACACUCUAUCACCAGUAUUAUUUCGUCAGGCAACAUCAGAAAAUGCAGAAAUCGGUGGCUAUAAUUGGCCAGCUGGUACACUUGUUGCAGUAAAUAUUAAUGGAUUGCAGAAAAACCCCGAUUUUUGGGAAGAUGCUGAUCAAUUCAAACCGGAACGGUUUCUAAAAGAUGAGGCGGACAGAAUAGGCAAAUAUACUUAUACACCUUUUGGCGGUGGUAUACGUAUCUGUCCCGGUCGUUUCGUGGCAAAAAUUGCAGUAGCUUCGUUGCUUAUUAGUUUAUUGAGAAAUUAUGAUAUUGAAUAUUAUGAGAAAGAAAAUCAACUAAAAUUUAUUGAUAGUUUCAUAAAUAUUGUAACUGACUUUAAAGUUACUCUUAAACCCAAAAAUUAA